CCCCCCUCCCAGGUGCGUGGGCGGCUCACGCGCUGGAGAUGUCCACGGGGAAGAUCCCGUUCCUCGUGGCGGUGAACGGCAGCACGGUGCUGCUGCCCUGCACGUACGCCAGCUGCAUCGGCAUCAAGAACCUCUACUUCAACUGGCAGUUCAACGCCAAUGGCACCAUGGAGAAGCUUUGCGAGUCGACGAUACCGUACGAGGGGGUGGAGCCCCACGUGAGCGUCUUCCACGAGCGGGUGGAGUUUGUGGGCAACACGCCGUCCAACAACAUCUCCAUCCUGCUGGCCAACAUCACCUUCGAGGACGACGGGGAGUACACGUGCUUCGGACGCAAUCCCAAGGAGAAGUUCAAGAACCACAGUGCCAUCUUCACCCUCAGCGUGGUGGACGAGCUAAGGGUGGUGGACAACACCCUCACCAUCAUCAUCGCCUCAGCUGUGGGCGGGGGCAUUGCCCUGUUGAUGGGAUUCAUGCUGCUGAAGAACUUGACCAUCUUUGUCCUUGCCAAGAUGGAGGAGAAAAAUAAGGAGUGCCUUGUGACUUCCUCAGGGAUCGACAACACCGAAAACGGCCUCUCAGGAUCCAAAGCGGACUCGAAAGCGACACCAAAGAAGAAAUGAAAGUACUUGCAUGAAUGUAGCCAUGUAUAAAUAGGCAUCAGUCGACAGCAUAAAUUCACAGGUGCACAUGUUUAUGCACAAAAGACUCCAAUACGUCCAAGUUGACAUAUGAUAGAAAACACUUACACCUAGGAUUGGAUUUUCAUACAUGAUAGGAAAAAAACCAUGAUAUAUGUAAUAAGUAAUAUUUUUGGUUUAGAAUAUGCUUGAGACAGGAACUAAUGCAAUGUAAGCUGUUUUUUUCUGGGCUGAAUCUUGUUCCCGACACCAAGCUCUAGGCCUCACGCAAACACUCCAGAACUCAGACCAUAAUAUGGUUAAAUAUCCACAAAAAUUAUCCAUAAAGUCUAUAAGAUUAAUGUAAAAACAAAAUCUCCUGACAUUGGCCUCUUAUUCCUAUGAAUUUGUUUAGUCUUGUUGAGUCCAGAGUAUGCUCAUCCCAAAAUGAUUUCCUUAACUGAAGUUGAGCUAAUUAGUUUGGUCUGCGACGAGGAGUUUGUUUUGUUUGUCAGCAUUAAGGGCAUUUGUGUGGCAAGGAUAUGGAUUCAGCUCAGCUCCUAAUAAGUUUUCUUUGCCUAAUAUAAAACACAGGUGCCUGUUUCAUGCUUCUGUCUACCCCUACUGGCAGAAAGGACAAGUGCAAAAUAAUUAUUUAUGAAACAGCAAAACGCAACCAAAUAAUACAAGCUGGUGAAUGAUAUGAUAGACAAUCCCUGAAACCAACCCCAUAGAAAAUCGAAUGAACCUUUGAAUACGCUGCUUUAAGACAAAUAACGAAUGCAUUUUUAAGCAUGUAAAACAACAGUCCAGAUUUUAAACACAGUGCUUGACAAUAGAAACGUAAUCUCUUUUUUAAUGGCUAGGCCCUUGCAUUCAGUAUCUGCUUGAGGUUGAUUCCAAAUGUCUCCACAUCAUGGUGCCAACAAUCCCCAGUUGGCAAGGCUAUGCACUAUGAGGUAAAAGGUUAGUCGAAACAUUAACUAUAUGUAGAUGCACAUUUUCCACUGACAGCUCAUCAUUAACAAUCUAUCCACACAGCAUUCACAACACAUGCGCAACAGAGCAUUUCUCACAACUUGCAAUAAAUACCCAUGAGCUGCAUUGCAUUCAACUUAAAUGCAUGAUUCUCAAAUAAUGGAAGCAGAAAAAAAUUGCCUAUUUGCCCUUAUCUCCUGCGGGUGGAGCAGAUUACAAGAUAAUCACCAGGCCCAUCCCCAAAUGUUAUUGCUGUCAUGAUGUUGUUAAAAGCCCUUUAGGAAGAAUCAUUCAGACCAAGGAUUGUGUCAAGGGAGUGGCUCACAGACAAUAUCUGUGACUCCCUGACCUGAAUGUCUCGUUAUCCGAAUACCUCGGGUGAUCCCAAGGGAUGCUAGUGUUCCUGGAAAAAGAGGGUAUUUUUCGAGAGACCUCGACAGGAGCGGUAGCGGAAAUACCGUGCCUCACUUUGACGUGCGUCGCCAUCAGGACGAGAAAGGGACUGUGAUCAGAAGCUGCUAGGUCGCGGUUAUGCCACGUUGAGUCAAAGUAGCGCUGCUUCUGCAAACGUUGAGAUAAACGAGCCGUAUGAUUGAUUAGCUGCGCCGUGUAGACGGAAAGACACUUGAACAUAGGGAUAUAUUUAUUGUUUACUUUUUCUGUAUGUGUUUGUAUUUCGAGUAGCGAUGAUCGGCCAGUCAGAGAAGCAGUCAGAGGAAGUCAGCUGAAAUGAUUAUGACUUAUGACAGGAUUAAACAUGGAUUGGAACACGGUCAGGAUUUAAAAGCUUCAGGCAAGGGAAGAGAUUUGGUCAUACAUUUGAAAGAGACCUUAUCAACAUGUGCACCAGAAUAAGUUAUACAACUUUGACUAUACCGUCUUCCAGCAUCAUGGCUGGAUGGAGUGAUUGACAGACUACCCCCCCCACCACCGGUGGGGUGUCUCCUAGAUCUCCAGGCCUGUGUACCGUAGAUGGAUACGUUUAUUAUAACAUGUUACAGCUCCUCUAGAAUGUAAGCAAUAACAAACACAGAGCAGCAGACAAGUGCUUCUGGGAAGCAGUUGGACAGUGGUGUGGACCCUGUAUUGACAAACAUCCUCUGUCUCUACAUGUAACUGCACUGAUACAAAACUUCUUUCUUUGAGGUCGACCUUCCUACAAUGUUUUUAUUUGACGGAUGUUGAGAAACCUGAAUGUUUUCACGUCUCAAUAGGACGUUUUUGGUCCCAGAUAUAAAAGGCCUUGUGAUGUUCCGUCUCCUAUUCCACCUCGGGUUUCCAUGGAUGACUCGGUGAAAAGUUGAGGUGGAAAUUCAAUAUGAAACUAAAGUUUUAACCUUUUGGAAUAUGCUUGAAUAUGAGUAACCCGAGAAGAUAUGCAAAGUUCUGCCAUUGUGGUGGACAAGCUCCCUUUGAACUACCGAGACAUAACUUAUCUUUACUCCUGUGAAAAGAAUGCCAAUGUGUUGCUGAAGUCCUGUGCAUUUCCAAUUGGUGCCUCAGAACAGUUAUGGGAAAAUACUGUAGAUGUGACUUGUAUUGCACCUUUGACCACAGAAUGUUUGUGAAACAUCCCUGUUGCUCAACAACCAAUUCUAAGGGGUCAUGGAAAAACAACCACAACAUGAAGUGUUAUAAAAGAUAAUCGUAUUCCAACAUUAGCCAAACGCAAUUCGCCGUUUUUGUUGGGGGGUCGGCACAGUGUGAAAACAUUCCAAAUGCCUUCACUGAAAGACUGGGUGGAUAAGAGUUGAACGGGGAAGUCUGGCUUUCAACCGCCUACUUUGGCCCUACAUACUGACCCCUUGGUUACGAGCAGCAAGGAAAGGUGUCUUGACCCCGCGGGGUCCCCCCCCCCCCAUGUUCCUCACAUGAAUGUAUAGCCAUGUUCUCCCUGUUCCCCUUCAAAGAAUGUCCUCCAUACAAUACCACACACACGUCAGUUCUAUUUUUCUUUAUUAUAAAAAGCCACAGAAUCAAAUAAAAUAUUUGAAUUAAAUCACA
Molecule: messenger RNA, 3602 nt
Organism: Osmerus eperlanus (European smelt)
Lineage: Eukaryota; Metazoa; Chordata; Actinopteri; Osmeriformes; Osmeridae
Gene: scn4bb
Product: sodium channel, voltage-gated, type IV, beta b
Exons: 4
Coding region: 39-623 (194 amino acids)
Biological process (GO): regulation of ventricular cardiac muscle cell membrane repolarization; cardiac muscle cell action potential involved in contraction; regulation of sodium ion transmembrane transporter activity
Cellular component (GO): plasma membrane; voltage-gated sodium channel complex
Molecular function (GO): transmembrane transporter binding; sodium channel regulator activity
Source: RefSeq, a predicted model, not a curated record